AAGUAGCUGUGAUGUACUCGAAAGAGAAGAAGGCCUGGUUUGAGGUGAAGCCAAGAGAUCCUAGGCUAGGAUCCAAAAUCCUACCAAAGGUGUGUCUAUCGGGGGAUACUUGCCCGCGUACUAACUGCAUGUUUCCACAUAUCAAAGAAGAAAUGCAACUCUGGCAGUACAUGUGGACACACCAAUUGCAAACGUUGGAUGAAGUCUUGUCAGCAAGAAAAGGAACACCACAAGAGACGAAGAACAAGCCAACGACGACAUCUUCACUAGCUGCACAACCGUCAGUUUCCCAUCAAUCCAUCCCAUCUAAAAGACAAAAAGAAACUGUCCCCAUCGCCGCUACAGAACCUGCUAUCCCGAGUUUUAAGCAUGCCAUGAAGUAUAUCUGCGGUCAAUGUUUUACACUCUACGGUGAUGAGCAAGUGGGGCGAGCUGACAGUAAUUCACCCAAAUGUGCUGGUGCACUUCCCCACUUGUGGGAACCAAGCAAGGUGGUAGUAAUGUACUCAAAGGCAAAGAAAGCUUGGUGUAAAGUCAUGCCAAGACAUCCCAAAUUAAGGGCAUCGGUCCAACCUGUAUUGUGUCAGCACAGUGGAGCUUGUCCACGACCCAACUGCAUGUUUCCACGCAUCAAGGAAGAAUUUGAUUUGCGGGUGUACAUGGCCAAGUACAAAUUGACGACCCUCGAUGACGUCAUGCCAUUUCUGAAGCAAGUAACUUCUCCUCAGUUACACUCGUCCGCAAAAGCUCGACCAGUCCAGCAACAAACAAGUGCCUCUACUGCUGACAUCGUGCCAGCAAGAAUCCAUCAACUAGCAGCGGCAACCAGGGAAAAGCCUGAAAGAAAUUCCUCCGCUGCUUUCAAGUCAUCAGCCUUCACAAAUUUAGAUGAAGUAGUGUUCGCCGGGCGUGCAUCCUCUGACGUCACGUCAGAAACACUCCCAUCUAAGUCGCAGCAUGACAAACGACCCCCUCAACCUCAGUAUUGCUGCACGUACUGCGAUAAAUCUUACCUGCACCAAUGGCAGCUUCAUCAGCACAUCCAAACCAUGGAUCAUUGGUCAAAGGUCAACUCAGACGAAGACAAGAAAGACCAGUGGAAGCAUCGCAGCCCGCCCUGGAAUGUCGUCAACGGAGAUUACCAAGAAUGUUCAGAGAAUAAUAAUGGUAGAUGCGUGUUCACCGACUGCACCAAAGCGCAUAGUGCCGAAGAGCUGGAGGAAUGGAAGGAAAGACAUCGGUAUCGAAUGAUGAAAGUGAAGAAAGCCAAGGAGUGCAAGUUGUACGCAUUCAUGGACGAAGUUCUCGUUAAGUUCAACUUCUCUGCCUCACAAGGGAAGGACGUGAUUGCAGAGCGCUUACCUGGAGUCCGCAUUGACUGUUCUGAGGAUCUCGUCCAGUUUCUAGAUGCAGAGAGGAAGGACAGGGACUCGGCAUACACGUGUGCCUGGUCAUUUGCCCUUGACCUCAAGGUCUCAGAAAAUAUAUUCCUGAAGCGUGUGUGCUUGUUCUACGACGACAACAGACUCUACUUCAGGUUGUCCCAGCCUGCUAAUGAAAGCGAGGCUCAGGUGUGUCCUGGCAACCUGAUUGUAGAGGAGGACAGGAGGUCAUAUCGGAUUGACGUCAUCUUUCGCUCUCAGGUCCUCGGUCGCUUCUCCCAGUGGGUCCUCUUUGACCUGGGUACUGAACCGUAUCUUGUCCAGAAACUUCAGGUCCUGGUUGGAUUGCACACACCGCACGACAAAUCCGAUGAGAUAAGUGGGGAAAAGAAGACAUUUGAGCCGUGGACUGACAGGAACUCGGAUAUUGUCAGAUUCUCCAAAGGCGACCGACAACCUUCAACUAGUAAAGAGCAGCUGCUCAACGACUAUGAAGUACCAACGCCACUCGGUAUUGAAGAUCUAGGGGAGUUGAGCCGGGACAACUACAGAGAGUACAUGCACACAAUGCUGUACUUGGAGGAACAGGAGUAUAAUAUCAAGAUAUCAAAGUUUGCCUCGGAGGGCAGAUUAGAAUGUUUCGAACAAAGCCUGUUUGGCAAGGUUGAUUUGAAGAGUGCACUGAUGGACGACUCGGAGAUCGCUCAAAUCAUGGAGAUAAACUUGCGCAAGAUAAUGAUGCUGAAAUUCCCAAACUCGGAGAAGGUGUAUGAAGCCAUCAUAUUGGACGCACAAAAUGGCUUUGGGAAGCAAACCCAAGACAAGCUGUAUAUCAAGCUCAGUUCAACAUGCGUGAAGGAGAUGGACCUCAGAUGUGAAACUGAAUACCGGGUUGAGAUUCAACUUCAGUUGGAUCGGUCCCUUCUCUGCUACAUGCAUUCGGCAGUUGAUCACCUACAGAACAUGAAUAUGGUGUUCCCACCUGUAGCAAACCCAGACAGGCUUCCACUCGUUGACAAAGUAGAACAACCAGACACGGAUUGUCACCAGGAAAGAGCUAUUAGAUUCAUUUGUCAGCACAGAGGCGAGAAAGCAGAUCCAUCGUAUGGUGAUGGACCCUUGCUUCUUUGUGGACCGUUUGGAACAGGAAAGACUCAUACUAUGUCGACGGCAGUGAGGCGUACCUUAAAGGAACGUCCGGACAGUAAGAUUCUCAUCUGCACGCACUCCAACAGUGCUGCAGAUUUAUACAUCACCGAACAUCUGCACAAGUUGGUGGAAGCUAAAGAAAUCAAGCAGAUGACUCGUGUCUACGCAAGGAAUCGACACAUCAAAACCAUUGGUGACAUCGUCCUAAAAUACACCAAAGUUGCAAACUGUAAGGUUCAGACACCAACCGUGAAGGAAAUCAAAGCAAGUAGUGUUGUGAUUACGACUCUCACUACGUCUUACAGCCUUCAAUCGUCGGAGCUAUAUGGUCACUUCACCCAUAUCUUGAUAGACGAAGCGGGACAGGCAUUGGAGACGGAGGUACUGCAACCUUUGACCUUUGCUACAGGAAGUACCUGCGUAGUUCUGGCAGGAGAUCAUCUACAGAUGAGCCCUAAGGUAUUUUCUCGCACUGCUCGCCAUGCUAAGUUCCACAUUUCUCUCCUGGAGCGUCUAUUCUACCUGAAGGCGGCCAGAGUUUUGCUGGCUUCAAACUAUCGGACCUGUCAGAAGAUGCUAGACUUCAUCUGUGGGUCAUUUUACUAUGGAAACCGCACAAGCCGCAACUUGAAAGCAGUCGGUGAACAUGAGCCGCAUCCGAGAUUCAAUCAUCCUAUGAUAUUCUUCACGGUAAAAGGAGAGGAUGAGAGGAUGGGCAUGUCGUACGUCAACCACUUCGAGGUAGCUAAGAUAGUGUCAACUGUGCGAGACCUGCUUCACGACUGGCCCGAGGAUAAGUGGGGGAAACAAGGAGCUAACUGCAUCUGUGUGGUGGCAUCAUAUAAAAUGCAGAUACGGCAAAUUCGUACUCAACUUCGAAAAGGAGGGAUGGGAAGCAUAGAUGUAUUACCUGUGCAGAGUGCCCAGGGGAAACAGUAUCGGGUGAUGAUCAUUAGCACGGUAAGAACACGAAGCACCCUGAACAAAGCCGACACAACGGCAUUUGUUUCAAAGAUAAGCCCGGCCAAUCACCCAGACGACACAUUCGACUACGGCUUUCUGUCUGACCCCCGACUCCUCAACACAGCGUGUACUCGAGCACAAUCUCUUCUGAUAGUUGUAGGUGAUCCUUCGACCUUGUGCUCUGUAGGUGAUUGCUCCAAGAUAUGGCGAAGGUACUUGAAAGAUUGCGAGGACAACAAAACACUGCUUCCACUGGGGACUACUAUCGCAGGAAUCCAACAAGAGAUGGAAGCAGCUAAACAGCGUUUGAACCCUUCGGCCCCGCUCUACCAGCCUGCUUCUGAAUCAACCGGCAAGCUUUUUCCAAAGGUUCAUUCAUCAGAAGCCAACAAACCGAACUACUCACCAGAGCCUACAGCAUCGAAGCCAGUUAAUGAUCCAUGGUUGCCCGACGAUGAUACAAUCCUCUCCGAUGGCAUCAUGCGAGAACUGUACAGGCAGAUAAGCCACGAUGAGCGUAGACGAAACGAGUCAGAGGAGGAUCCUUGUGUCGAGCUAGGCGAACCCGAUGAUGCCGAAGUCGAAAGGGAAGUGUCUCUUAAAUGGAAAAGGAAGCCUCCUAAGUUUCGGAUGAUACGGGAAAGCGAUCGCAUAGUUCUAGAUAUCAAGUUUGCCGAUGGAGACAAGAGGGGGGCUGAUGAAUCCGAGGAGUCAGAUUCUGGCGAAGGUUUGAGAAAUGACAAGCAUGACGAAAGAAAACGCCAAAACGCUUACAAGCAAGUUGAACAACGUCCAGACAUAUUCAAGAUCUGUUCUUUCCAUUGUGACGAGUCCGGGCACACAUACGCCAUCCCGCUUGAUGAGGGAAUGUGUGGGAAAAUUUACAUCACCAGCAAAAGACGACGGGGAAGAGCCUUGAAUUUAGAUGAGGUUAUCGUGGAAAUAGUCAACGCGGACGAAUCUGUGGUCUCAGAAAGCAAGAACAAAUACGGGAAGGUCAUAUGCGUGUGCAAGAGGGCAGCUGGAUCCGCUCUCACCUCGAAAGUAGUUUGUUGGCUUGACGAGCAUAUAGACAGGCAAAUGGUUCCGGUUGAGCGCACUCUCCCCAAGUUCUUUGUCUUAAGUCGAGAUGAAAAGAAAAGAGGGAGCACAAGUACUAGUCGUGCAUCGCCGGACCUUCGUACCGUGUCUAUCUACCGUUACAGUAGAGAACUUCAGGAAGACUCGCCCUUUGUGAGGAAUGUGAAGGUGUCCAGGAGAGAUCGAGCUCACAAGCUCUUCGUCGUUGAAUAUCUGAAAUGGUUUGCCAAAGAUCCUUAUCCAAUGGGUGUGGUUACGGAAGAGCUCCCGCAAGCAGAUUGCAAAGAAACGGGCCUUCGCAUUCUGAAGCUCAUUUAUGGAGUAAAGGAUGACUGGAAAUCUGACAUAAUUGAGGAGGUGGAGAGCCAGUUUCCAGAUGAUUGGGAGAUUCCUGAAGCUGAAAUUCAGUCAAGAUGUGACGCCCGAAAUCGAUUCGCCUUUACAAUUGAUCCCCAAGAAAGCCAAGACCUCGAUGACGCUCUGAGUGUAGAUUAUGUGGGAGGAAACUAUCAAAUCGGCAUUCAUAUUGCCGAUGUGUCUUACUUCGUGCCUCAUGGUAGCAAGCUGGAUAAAGAAGCAAGAGCGAGGGCUACCUCGUUCUAUCCACAUCGUGCUCUCGCCAAACCAAUCAAUAUGCUCCCUCCACAGCUUAGCAACAAGUUAUGCAGUCUGCUGCCUCAAAAAGAUAGACUUACCAUUUCAGUCUAUGCCACCCUAGAUGCAAAGGGGAAUUUGGUGGGUGACCCUGAUAUUGAGCGGUCCGUGAUUCGUUCCCGCCAUCAGCUGAGCUAUGAUCACGUAGAAGAAAUCAUCAUGUCGACAAGCAACAAGAGAAACAACAACAUAACCAUCACAGAAAAAAUCUUGACAUUAAAUGAGCUAGCGAAAGAGAGAAGAAGGAUCCGUCUGGGAGUGGGUCGGUUUGCUUUCUCACAUGAUGCUGAAGAAGACGAGGUUCAACAUCUAGUGGCGCAUUCUUUGGUAGAAGAAAUGAUGCUCCUUGCCAAUGAGGCCGUGGCCAUUUAUCUUGUGAAGGUAUAUCCCGACUGCAGCCCACUCAGAAGGCAGCUACCUCCAAGUGACGAAAAUGUUGAAGAAUGGUUGAAAAAUCACGCCCAAGACCUUGCAAACAGUUUGGAACUCCAGUCGAUACGUUUCCAAAAACGUUUCCAAAAAGAGGUUCAAAAUGAAAUUGACGUGUACGUUCUGAAAGAAAAGUGGAACCAACUGCGUUCAGCUGUCGAUAAGCAAGACAAUAUUACUACGAUCACCGACUUAAUAACCAGCGAUGAAAACCACCCGCAGCUUGCCGUGGCCAGAACAGACUUAUUUAUCAUGCAAGAAAAUGCCGACUACAUCAGCACCGGAGAACAUCCAGACACAUCUAGGAGAGGUCAUCACUCGCUGAACAUGCCAGUCUAUACUCAGUUCACAUCACCGAUCCGUCGGUACUUUGAUAUCGCCGUACAUCGAAUGCUGAUUGCUGCCAUUAAUGACGACAAAGCUCGAAGCACUCUGCAUCAGUCAGAGCGACCAUAUAACACUGAUGAGCUUUCAGCAAUUUCUCAUCACUGCAACAUACAACGACUGAAUUCACAAGCUUUUGAGAAGAAGACCCGUGCCCUCCAGUGUGCUCUGAGGCUUCGAGAAGCCCCUCAGUCGUUCGAGGUAUUUGUUGGUGGAUUUUCUGACGCGAGUCUGGAACUGAUAUUUCCCUACAGACGUUUCCUCCCGUCGGCGUGUCCUCUGAAUCUACUGAAGCCAAUCAGCAAGCCAGAGUUUGAUGGGAAAAAUGCUAAUAUGGAGCUAAAAUGGAAAGAAAGGAUCUACGAGUUGCGUGGUACAACUACACCCAAACCACGAUAUGUGUCGAAGCCAACUCUGGAUACGGAGCAGAUGAUUGUGAAGAUUUCUGCCGAUCAUUGGAAGGAGAUUCUAGGAGCAGUUAAGGCACAGAACAUCGAUGUGAUCCAGAGGGCUGUCAAGGCCGCAGACGAGGAACAACAACUUACAAAACAAGAAAAAUCGAGAAAACAGAAGCAGCGACGCCUACCUGAGAAUCAGGACCUUCCUGUUGAAGAAGUCACCUGCGAAACUUUAGAUGUAAGAAAACCCUCGCUUUUCGUAAAUUUCCAGAGAAGCUUCAAGCGAGGCGAUGUGUUGAAGGUCCAGCUUAAUGCAACGAUUCAGAGGGGAAUACUGUCACCUUGUGUGCAGCUCUUCUUUCUCACCCCGAAGCUGAGCCUUUGCGCGGAACAUCGAGGGAAUGCAGUCGAAUGCUUUUCCAAAGAGGCAGCACGUCGCCCUCCUACAAAUAUAGGCAGUGUUGAACAAUACCAGGCCGUAUGGCUGCCAAUCAUUCAGAUGGUCUCAGCCUACAGCGCUGUUGUGAGUGAUGAAAGCUGCGUGAUCCAUGACGUAGAUGUCGAAUGGCAUUGCACCGAAACAGACGACCAAGAACGAAAUUACAAAGGGGCUUUUAUGAUCAAGCAAACUUUCUGCAGUGAUCGGAGUUUUGGCAUGCACCAGGGUGACUACCUUUGUAUGCGCUACAGGGACGUACCUCUGUCUUCCGAGGCACAGAAUAAGCUCCGCGAACUUGGUACCACCUCCACAUCCAGUCAAAGUCACAUCCAGUCAUCCAAGACUACGUUCGUUGCCCAUGCAGUCAUUACGUCCGUUGUGGACAUAAACAAGAAAACCGACGCGUGGACGAUCCAAGUUAAAGUUGGAGUUAAUCAACAUUCGGCCCCUUUUCCAGAUGUGUUGUUCAAAGAGAAUAAGAAAGUACCAACAUGUACUAUCGAGUUGAUACCGAAGGCUAACACAGACAUCCGCCUUGAGUCUGCAGUAAGACAUCUGCACAACGCGAAGGAGCUGGUCAAAGGAAUAUGCAUGCACCAAAUACCUGCUGUCAGCGGCACAGAUCCGAUCAUCAGAAAGGUUCUCGAGGAAGGUAGAAAGAUCGACGAUUUCUCCAUCACAGGAUCACCACUUCCCAAACCUAGUGAAUCACAACAGACUGCCUUGAAGAAGGCUCUGCGGCAACAAUUCACAGUCAUUCAAGGACCUCCAGGUACGGGCAAGACAGUGACCGGUGUCCAUCUUACAUAUUUCUUCGGUGAAGUUAACAAGCAGCUUUCUGCCGUGGGAAGAGGACCACAAGUUCUCUACUGCGGACCAUCCAACAAAUCUGUAGAUGUCGUUGCCCAUUACAUGCUACGACUGAACAUAGCAGCAGUUCGGGUCUACAACAACAUGAUGGAACAGCAGGACUAUCCCAUUCUUGGACAGUCAGGAAGAGCAUCGAAGGCUGGAAGCACCAAAGAAACCAAAGUGGAUCCUCAUCUGAGGCAAAUCUCACUCCAUCAUCUCAUCCGGCAGCCAUCCAACCGACACAGUGGGGAAAUCUUGGCCCUUGAGCAGACAUUCCAGAGUCCAGGAUACAAGAUUUCAUUCCGUGAACAAAACAAGUACAAGAGAGCCAUUCACGAAGCUGAGGCUGAAGAACUCAAGAAAUGUAAGGUGGUCUUGUGUACAUGCAAUGAGGCUGGGAGCAUACGGAUACAGAGAAAUGUGAAUGCCAUACAGUGUAUCGUGGAUGAGGCUGGCAUGUGCAACGAGCCAGAGACUCUGAUACCACUGGUUGGCACUAUCGAAGAAUCGGAAGACCAACCCGUUACACGCAAGAAGGAUGUAAGACAGGAACCACGCCAAAUUGUCUUGAUCGGUGACCACAAACAACUCAGACCUAUCAUUCAGGAGACGACUGCCGUGCAGCUAGGCAUGGAGACAUCACUGCUAGAGAAAUACGGAAAGGAGGCCACGAUGCUUACCAUUCAGUAUCGCAUGCACGAAUCAAUAUGUGCCUUUCCAUCAGAGGUGUUUUACCAAGGGAAGCUGGUAACGGCAGACAUUGUGAGACGGCGGCCCCAGCAGCUGAAUAAGACAUGGCCCGGUGGGCGGGGCAACCCCCUCGUGUUUUGUCAUCACAUUGGAAGCGAGGAUAAGCAAAGUGUCAGGACCGAGGAGGGUGGGGAACACUCACAGGCUAACCCUCAAGAGGUCACACACGUGGUACGUAAAGACUUGAAGUAG
This is a messenger RNA of Patiria miniata (bat star), 8672 nucleotides long. RefSeq names its product helicase with zinc finger domain 2-like. Bases 12 to 8672 code for a protein of 2886 amino acids. Gene Ontology annotation, biological process: miRNA processing. Lineage: Eukaryota; Metazoa; Echinodermata; Asteroidea; Valvatida; Asterinidae. The transcript has 24 exons. The record is from RefSeq and is a predicted model, not a curated record. Gene Ontology annotation, molecular function: miRNA binding; RNA nuclease activity; ATP hydrolysis activity.